This is a messenger RNA of Osmerus eperlanus (European smelt), 3440 nucleotides long. RefSeq names its product oxysterol binding protein-like 3a (gene osbpl3a). Gene Ontology annotation, cellular component: membrane; cytosol; intracellular membrane-bounded organelle. NCBI's taxonomy places the organism in Eukaryota, Metazoa, Chordata, Actinopteri, Osmeriformes, Osmeridae. The record is from RefSeq and is a predicted model, not a curated record. Gene Ontology annotation, molecular function: cholesterol binding.
CCGGUAUGUCACUCCCAUUUUACAAUGCUUGUAUUCACCAUACCUACGGAGGAGCACUAGAUUUUCACUCAACUCUUUCCUGUUCUGGACAUCAUAAACUAUAGUUUACAUCUAAAAAAAUCCAGGUCAUUAUGGCGAUGCCUGCUUGAUGCCAGAGUCAGGUGAUGCUCCAGGACAUCCCACCAUGACCUCUGUCGCUUUAGUUUCCAAGGAAACAAGAUUGGACAAAGUUAAACCUCAGAGUCACAGAAAGAUGACAUCAUUAUCACCGACCCACAGUGAUAGCAGCGGCUCCCCCAAACAUGACGGCAACCAGGACAGCUGGGAGAUUGUGGAAGGGCUGAGGGGGGUGCCAGCCAGCAUGCAGGAACCCGACAAACAGGAAGGUCUCCUGCUGAAGAGGAGGAAGUGGCCUAUGAAGGGAUGGCACAAGAGGUACUUUGUUCUGGAGAACGGUAUCCUGACGUACUCGAAGCGAGGGACAGAGCUCAAGAAGGGAAAGCUGCAUGGCUGUAUCGAUGUGGGUCUGUCUGUUAUGUCAAUCAAGAAGAAAGCCAAGUGCAUAGAUCUGGACACUGAGGACAAUAUCUAUCACCUCAAGGUGAAGUCGCAGGAGCUGUUUAAUGAUUGGGUGUCCAAGCUCCGACAUCAUCGCGUGUUCCGUCAGAACGAGAUCGCCAUGUACCCGCACGAGAGACACCUCAUCCCCUCCCACCCCGGCUCCUCACCCCACGACGCUGCAUCCAUGAGGAAGAAGUUUACUCUCACCAAGCAGGCUUCCUUCCACCAGGCUAAGGUCAGCGUGUGGCUCCAUUCCUCAGAAGACAUGGACAAAUGCUGCAGAGAUCUCGAGGAGUGCGAGUCUUAUCUGUUGGAGCUAAACCUACUGCUGAAGAGCAUGGAGGUUCUCCAUCGAACUUACUCUGCUCCAGCUAUAAGCGCACUACAGGCCUCCACUUAUGACAUUCCGAAGAAGGAAAAGAGGGGCCCAAGGAGGUGGCGUUCCAAAAACUAUGGAAAAGACGGCAAAGACAGCAAAUCCAUGCUGCAGGUCCCCAGCUGCAUCUCCUCAUCAGCAUCAGGUUCCCCUCGUUUCCAUGCCUCCAACCCCAACCUCUCCUCCUUUGAGCCCCACAGCCAGGAGGCCUGCCUCGAGUCCCCAGACUCGCCUACAGAUGCAUCCCGCCUCCAGGAGGACUUCUGCAGGCUCGCCAAUAACAUUCACUCCACCCUGAAGUCGGCCUACUCCUCUCUGUCAGCAGAGAGAGACAAACUGAAACACACUGUGGACAUGCAGGCUCCUCCCCCUGUACAGGUUAUGGGCCUGAAAAACUCCUACGCCUCAGACUCCCCAGAUGGUUCCCGCCCUCUUGUCCACCAGAAGUCCAAUGACAGUAGAGGAUCCAUCCCUGAAUCUUUGUCUGAGUUUUUUGAUGCCCAGGAGCACCUUCUCUCUUCCAGCUCUUCUGAGAACGAGGUAUCGGAUGACGACUCGUAUAUCAGUGAUGUCAGCGACAGUGUUUCCAUGGAUACCUUCAGUAACGAAGGAGGCAGUGAAAGACACGACUCAGGUACCGUGUUCUGGGGGUACCGGUCUGCCCUCCAGCCUCGCCGGCGCUCUGCCCUGCCAGCCCCCAGCCACAACACGGGAGGGGUGAGCCUGUGGAACAUCCUCAGGAACAACAUCGGCAAGGACCUGUCCAAGGUGGCCAUGCCCGUUCAGCUGAACGAGCCCCUCAACACUCUGCAGAGGCUGUGCGAGGAGCUGGAGUACAGUGAGCUGCUGGACACGGCCAACCACACCAAGGACCCCUACCAGCGCAUGGUUUAUGUGGCAACGUUUGCGGUGUCUGCCUACGCGUCGAGCUUCUUCAGAGCGGGGAGUAAACCUUUUAACCCUGUCCUGGGGGAGACGUACGAGUGUGACAGACCAGAUAGCUUCAGGUUCAUAGCAGAACAGGUGAGCCAUCACCCACCUGUUUCUGCAUGUCACUGUGAUUCUAAGAACUUCACCUUCUGGCAAGAUGUCCGAUGGAAAAAUAAAUUCUGGGGGAAGUCCAUGGAAAUCGUUCCCAUAGGAACCACCCAUGUCACCUUACCUGCGUUCAAGGACCACUAUGAGUGGAACAAAGUGACUUCCUGUAUCCACAACAUCCUGAGCGGCCAGCUGAUCGAACACUACGGAGAGAUGUCAAUCAAAAACAUAGACAAUGACGUUUGCCAGUGCAAAAUCACCUUUGUCAAGGCAAGAUCUUGGAACUCCAUAGUGAACGAGAUAGAAGGCGUGGUCACGGACAAAGAGGGGCGUGUCCUUCAUACCUUAUGAAAGUGGCAUGAGGGCGUGUACCAAGGGGCCCCUCCUUCUGCAACCUGCAUUUGGAGAGCAAACCCUAUGCCAGUGAACCAGGAGCAGUACUAUGGCUUCACCCAGUUUGCAGUUGAGCUGAAUGAGCUGGAACCUGCUGUAAAAGCUCUGCUGCCCCCCACUGACACACGCUUCCGCCUCGACCAGAGGUGUCUGGAGGAGGGGAACGUGGAUGGAGCCGAGGAGCAGAAGCAGAGGAUCGAGCAGCUCCAGAGAGAGAGGAGAAAGGUGCUACAGGACAACAACAUGACGCAUCAGCCACGCUUCUUCAAGAAAUCCAAGGAUGACACAUGGGUGAGCACCAACACGUACUGGGAGAAGCGGAAGGACCCAGGCUUCUCCAAGGUGGACUUCCCUGUGUUGUGGUGACCUCACACCCAUGAGCACCGCCCCACCUUAUACCGCUUCUCAAAACCCAGGCCUGCGCCUGUGGACUGCUACUAUCCAAUCUGACCCAAUGGUCAACGGCUGCCCUGUGUCAGGGUAACCUAGGCCAAAAAUGGACCUACUUCCUGUUUCAGGGUUGAGUGGAUCUCCUUAAAGCUAAGAGGAGGACUUUUUCAUUAUGUUGUUGCUUAGCUUUCGGGGGUCUUUUUUAUUUCAUUCUUUAACACAUUCUUUGUGUUAUCAUUGUAUGUAGUGUUUACUUUCAUUUUCUUCUUCGCUGAUUUAAAUGUUGUCAUAUCAUAUGUUCUGAUGCAGUCCAGACACCCAUGUGCCUUGUUAUAUAGAGUACUAUACUCAGAAAUCAGUAGUAGCAAAAUAUGCUAGCACACUGUUAUUUCCAGAUGUCAACUUUUUAUUAUUUCUAAGUGCCUUGGGGCACUUUUAUGAUAUGAUGUCAUGUCAAGCCUGUUCCUGUGUGAUCCAUGUGGACGUACACACGGUUCUGAGUGGACACUCUUUUAUGCUGUCACAAUCCAGAAUGUCUUAAUCCUAGUCUCACCACAGUGUGACGGGAUUCUAAGACGUCUAAGAAGUAUGCUGCCUUGUUGAGAUCAGUCAUUAUGAAUGUCGCUGAAGAAUAUAGCAAUAAUACUGUGUCUAAAAUAAAGAUAGGCAAUGCAAAGUAAAA